Messenger RNA from Psilocybe cubensis, 2295 nucleotides. RefSeq lists its product as uncharacterized. The record is from RefSeq and is a predicted model, not a curated record. Gene Ontology annotation, biological process: protein phosphorylation. The transcript has 7 exons. The coding region runs from base 1 to 2295 and encodes 764 amino acids. Gene Ontology annotation, molecular function: protein kinase activity; ATP binding. NCBI's taxonomy places the organism in Eukaryota, Fungi, Basidiomycota, Agaricomycetes, Agaricales, Agrocybaceae.
AUGCGUUAUGAGAAGACUGGGCUUAGAGUGAAUGAAUUAGAACCUCAUUGGACGGAAGGAGGUGGGGAUGGAAAAGAAAGAGCAGAGUAUGCCACUGCGCGUACCUGGCGCGAUCGACUAAGUUCUAAAUGGAGGAAAAUUCUAUGGCGGAGUCUCGUAACGUUGCAAGGCUUGCUUGACAUGCAGAGCAAUCCUUCAGGCGCGCCCAAAUUCCGGCCCCCUCGUACUGUAACUUAUAAGCAAAGUCUUGAAGAAUACUUUUUUGAUCCCCAUGGUUCUUCGUCGACCCCAGUUCGUCGACUCAAUGCGGCACCAAGAGCGGAGACAAGCCGUCAAGCCACCAGACGACUACCCAAAGAAAGCCAUAAAGAGCGUCCCAAAGCAAAAAUCCGAUGGAUGAAAGGUGAAUUGAUAGGCAGUGGAAGCCAUGGAAGGGUGUAUAUGGGAUUCAAUGCUACCACUGGAGAGGUCAUGGCCGUCAAACAGGUUGAACUACCGCAGACGGCGAGCGAUAGAAUGAAGACAGACAUGAAGACAAUCGUUGAGGCGCUCAAGGAUGAACGAGAAACGUUGCAAGAUCUCGACCAUGAUAAUAUCGUUCAAUAUCUUGGCUUUGAAGAAAACCUGGAAACUCUGAACAUAUUCUUGCAGUAUGUCUCUGGCGGAACUAUUGGCAGUUCUUUGCGCAAGUGUGGAAAGUUCAAAGAAGAAGUCACCAAAUAUUUUACUAGCCAAAUUCUGGAAGGUCUUUCGUACCUACACCUUAAGGGUAUCAUCCAUCGAGACCUGAAAUCAGACAACAUUCUCGUCGAAGAGACCGGAAUCUGCAAAAUCUCCGACUUUGGCAUUUCAAAGAAACUCCAGGAAAUUGACCGUGCUUUUUCUUCGAUGAAGGGUACUUCUUUCUGGAUGGCACCAGAAGCUAUUUCAUCAGAGGAUGGGUACACCACCAAGGUAGACAUAUGGAGUGUAGGAUGCAUCGUUAUAGAAAUGUGGACCGGAAACAGACCAUGGUUCGGUCAGGAACUUUUGCCUGUAUUGAUGAAGUUGAUAAAUGAGAAAAGCGCGCCUCCACUCCCUAAAGACUGUCAUUUAUCAGAUGCUGCGAAGAAAUUUAGGAACGAAUGCUUUCAACCUGAACCGGCAAAGCGUUCUUCGGCCUCUGCGCUCCUGAACCAUGCAUAUCUUGAACUCCCUUCAGAUUGGUCAUUCCCGGGGAUGCAGUAUCUGGGCUAUAAACCUCUCAACAAAAGUCAUGAUGAUAUCACUGAAUUUGCAGACCUUAAGGAGAAAACUUUCAUCGCAGAUCCCCGUGAACCUACGAUUCGAGCGCCGUCCCCUGUCGUACCAGUGAAUUUAGGGAAUUCACAUCCAAAUCUUUCGUCUCGCCAACCACACAAUCCCCCUGUGAUAGCUCCUCCUAGGCUCCCCAGCCCACCGAUAGUUACAAUUGAGCCUCCGGGUCCACGAAAAGAUAGAAUGCAUCGGUCGGACGACUCAAUGACACGCGCCAAACGGACUUCUACAGCGUCUGAAUCUUCAGAAAGCCAGAGAUCCAACCAAUCGUUUACCCGAAAAGCUCGCCUGGUUGUUUACAACCCAGACGAUGAUGACCCACAGGACACAUCUCGGCGGCGAAAGGAAAAACAGCGUGAAAAUAACCAACCACCACCUUUCAGAUAUGAGCCGCCACCGCUCCCACCAAUAGAAAAGACACCUUAUUCGAACAAUCUUGCACCUUUGGCUCCAAACCGAUAUCCUCCCUUUAAUAAUACGGGAAGCACAAGUAAGGCAAUCAUGCCUUCACAAAAUGAUUUGUCUGCUCCAUCAUCGUCUUCGCAAGCCUUUCCGACGGAUUUGAAUUUUGUCAAGAAUAACGAGAACGAUACGUUCAGCGACACGAACAGCACGCUCAGCACAUCUUCAACCUGGAAAAAACCUCCUGCCGAUUUGCCCAUCUCAAGAAAAAAUUCUGGUGAGAGACAAGAGCAAUACCGAACUUCACAACCACUACGUGUUAUUCCACUCUCCAGACACUCUCAGAGAAAUCUUGGCGACACAAGGCCCGGCGUCAAAGAGGUGCUUACGCAUUUGGAGAAUUUCUUCCCAUCACAUAAUUUGAACGCUGUGGUUGAAAACACCAUGGAAGAAGACACUGAUCGGGAUACUUCACACCAUAAAUACGUCAGGAAGAGUGUCAGGACGAUAGCAGAAGAACAGAUCGGGUCUCCUAUUCGACGGCGACAGACCCGGCUAUGGGACAGCCACCCGGAGGAAAUCAAGGCCCCGAGAUAA